Messenger RNA from Podospora pseudocomata, 5357 nucleotides. RefSeq lists its product as uncharacterized. The transcript is spliced from 4 exons. Bases 539 to 5281 code for a protein of 1580 amino acids. Gene Ontology annotation, molecular function: protein kinase activity; ATP binding; hydrolase activity, acting on carbon-nitrogen (but not peptide) bonds. Lineage: Eukaryota; Fungi; Ascomycota; Sordariomycetes; Sordariales; Podosporaceae. The record is from RefSeq and is a predicted model, not a curated record. Gene Ontology annotation, biological process: protein phosphorylation.
CGAAGCAGCAACGCAGAAUCCAACUCCAUCUCGAUGAAUUGUGUGGAGUGUAGGUGCAGGUACAAUGCUGGGAGAGACUGGGUGUGUGUGGUAGACAAGGUGAAUUGAUGAUGCCGCCCGGAUAAUGGGAUGGUGUGUAUGAAACCAGUUGCACAGAGGGAGGUGGGUGUGGGUGCCCAGGGCAAAGUCAAAUGCCACUUUCAAAGUCUCUAUGUUUGAUGACUGGCAGUUCCUAGCCCGAUCCGGAAAAAGCGGUUAGCUGGAUAGUGGUUCGAUGAGAUACCUAUCCUUUGUCUCUGAGUGAAGGCUGCCCUGUGAAACAGCUACUUGAACUGAUCCUAGUUACCCGGACAAAGAAGGGCAUGAUGGAUCUGGGGUUGAUAGGGCUUUGUUGUCCAAGACCUAAAAUAUACAUCUCAUCAUCAAUCGGGUAGCUACCUUACCUACUUAAUUUGCCUACACGAGCUCAUAAUAAUCCAGACAUUGGUCACAACUGCCCCUCACACCGGAGUACCGAGGUUUUCUCUAAACCGCCAUAAUGGCAUCUCCGAACGACAGCACAAUUCGCGAUGAUUCCGGCUUUGUGGGCGUCCAACGCUCUACAGAUACACCUUUUGGCGAGAAGAUCGAAGAGCGAGGGUGGAAAAACAUGACGCUGGUAGCCUUUCCACUCGAGCGGCCCGAGGUGGCCGAAAGAGAAGCUUACAAAAAUGAAUCGCCUGUUACCAACAAAUCCCUCAUCUGGCUACAGGCUCGUCCCAAGGGCUUUGUUUUGAUCCGUUGGUUUACUCUCCCGAAGUACGUGACCAAAAAUGGUGUGAUGGUAGGGCUGUUCCACUCUGUGGACAAACCGGAGGAGCAGGUGGUCAUCAAACAGGUGCUGGGCAAUAUCUCGUGGCGGUUGUCGAGCAAUGUCAACGGAAUCAUACCAGAGAUUGAGUACAUGACUUUGGACGACCCUGCAGCGUACAGAUCGCUAGAAUAUGACCCUAUUCUGUAUCCAAUCUCGCAGAUGUAUGCAGUUCAGAUACAUGAUUACGGAACCAGACCCGACAACGACAUUAAAAACUGGCACGGAGACUCACAGUCAACCAUGUUCAUGAAAUACUACAAUGGCGGCUCGCUCUGGGAACUCCUGGAGAAUUACAAGAAAGGGCGCUUGUCUAAAAAUUUGGAGCGUACAGGAGCCGAGGAUGUCCCCGAGGAAUUCAUCUGGCAUUUCAUCGCCCAAGUCGGGCGGGCUUAUGCCUACUUGCACACAGGCCAUGUGAAAUCUCCAGAGGAGAACCUCCGGAAUAACAACCACUUGAAGACCGACUUGAAGCAUCCAACGUUGAAAGAUUGGGUCUCGAUUGGCCACAAUGACGGCCACUUACACAAUAUUUGGCUGCACUACCCUUCUGCUGAAGAAAAACAAAAAGACCCACGACUCGAGAACUUUAACGCCUGUUUUCCACAGAUUCACCUUGCAGACUUUGGCCUGGCGUGCGACGUGAAACAUGAUGUUCACGGUGAAUACAAGGCAAGGUUGAAAAGGCUUCCAGAGCCGGGGACGUGGUUUGACAAGAUGUAUUUCGGUGUGAUGCUGAAGACACUGUUGACUAUCUCUGAAAAACGCAUCAAAGCGUGGGGUCUGGGCAGAGAGCUAGCCUUUCACGUUGCCGAACGGGAGCAAGCCGGCGAUGAGAUCAAAUUUCCCUUUACCAAACUCGCAAGCUCCAAGAAGUUGCGAGCAAAAUACAGCGGAGAACUGCUUGAUCUCGUGGGGAAGUUUGAGGAUAUGUUGGAUUUCGCAGCCGAAGAAUACGACAACACGGCGGACAUGAAGGAAGCGACAUGUGCAUGGUGGACCGAAUUUACUCAAACCAAGAAGGUACAAAGGGAAAGACGCUGGGAGGAAUGGCCCAGCAACGACUGGCUUUACGGACAUGUCAUUGCGUUGGCCGACUAUAAACUGGAUCAGCAUAGAAGGGCGAAGGACAAAAGGGAUCGCCCGGUCAUGUGGACCAUGGGCAUCAGGGGCGGGAUGCCUUAUCGGGCUUAUGACCCGCAGCGAUGGCCUUUCACUGCUACCCAGGACUUUCAGCAAGCUCACAUGGCUCUCGUCGCGAUUAGGGUACACACGUUUCCUUUUUGGCCUUCCCGGUCGGCUGUCAUCAUGGUUAUGGAAGCCCGCGGUGGGAAGUACAAAGACCUCGUCCGAACAAUUCACCGGCACAACAAAAUAUUGAAUGACCGACGAAAACUGCUCAAAAUAGCCGAGAAGAAUUACAUGUAUCCGUUCAUGAACAACUUUUAUGUGAAGCCGCUGAUCACCGCCCCCCAGACCGGGACGUCCACCCCUUCGCAUGCACAUCAGUCUUCAAGCCCACAACAGUCUGGAAGGUCACAGCAGUCCUCGAGCUCGCACCAGUCGUCAAUCCCAACUGUGAGCACCAACUCCCCGCUUAGAGAUGCUGCCAUCGUGGCCCGAGUGAACAAGCCAGUCUGGGAACUAUAUCCCUUCAUGGCCAGGGAGCUUAGUACUCUCGACAUCCGGAGAUCCCGCCAGAUCGACAUUGCCACACGUGGGAAUCUUCCCGACAUUGAUAAGAGGACACUUGCCAUUGUGGACAAACAUGUGAAGAAUAUUUUGGCGGCGAGAAGCUCUUUUUGGGCCGAGGUGGAGCGCAGAAAGGUCAAGCACCUACAGGAGGAAAAGCAUCAUGAAAAUUCCAUUUUUGAGGGCAGGAAGGCUGAUUAUAGCUUGGCUCAUGUUUACAAGGAGAGAAACAUAAACACCCAAAUCAGCAUGCAUCACGAGUUCGACCGCAAGCAUAACGAUACCAUCCGUAGGAUUGACAACGAAGUUCGAUUCUUGGAAAGCCUCAUGGAAUGGUGGAAGGACCAGAUAUCGUUCAUCAACAAUCAACAAUUCACAGAGGGUGGCACUGUGCCUGUGCACCGUGAUUUCAAGAGCAAGCCCGGUCUUUACGAUGAGUGGAUGUUAGAGGCCGAGCACGAGCAGUCAAGCUCUGCCGAUCCUGAUGGGAAAUCCACGAUCCUGCCAGACCCGAAUGACCCCUCAUACGAAAAUAGGGCACUUGACCGCCUGGAAAAAUACUGCGAAUACAUUUUGAGAACAGGGUUCUUCGAAAACCCAGACAUGACCCUCAAAGAUGUCACAAACCUGCCGGCAUUUUGGGCAGCUGAUGAUACGAUACUACUCGAGGCAGAACAAGCUGCAGAAAACUCCUUUGCUGAUGGGUUAUCGAUGUCGGCUGACGAGGAAUCUGUCACACCUCUUAGAAACUUGUUUAAUGCGCCGGGCGAUCUGGACGACGGGAGAAUGGACCAGACUAUUCAAGACAAUAUAGAUGCUGCUGAGGGGAACUCGUCAUACAUUGAUUCCAGUGUGAGGCGCUCCACUCCCACGACGAAGGGAAUUCCGCUGGCCGAGUACUACCGCAAGCUCUAUGCCGGUGAAAACCCUUGGGCUGGAGAGGAAGACGCUGGCGAUGGCGAUGACGCUCCUACGAUGGCUAAGAUGUCGAGCGUCAUGACUCUCCAGGUCCUGAGCGAGGAUGAAGAUGGCGGUACCAAUACACUGUCUAGAAAUCUGAAUAUUCCCACUUGUCAGGGGAGGUUGGUGGCACAAACUCUGCCUGGAAGGUAUCAGGGCACCACGGUACCGAGCCAAGGACCAAAGACGUCUCAAACCAGGACCAUCACCCACAGCGUUGAUUCAGCACUGGGCCCAGCUUCUGAGAAAUUCUGUCAAGGUCCUAGACCAUGGACUUCACUGGAUGACUUUAUGCGCAGUGGAAUAGAAUCUCGUCUUUUCGGUCCAUUGCCAGUACAAACUUUUGAUCCCAAGCAGUGUAUACGAGCAUGGCAUCUGAGGCUAGAGGGCGACAGCACUCCAGAGGAGUAUGUGAGGAAUGGAAUGGACAAGGCCGUACAGCACGCGAUACGGGUGGAGGAGGAAUUACAAAAUGGGGCUUGGGAUGAUGGGGCUCCAACAUAUCAGCAGCGUGCAAAAGGGGUGCCAAAGGAUGGGUGGAUCACAACCAUCGGUGGCUUUUCUCCCAAUCAGCUCGAGGAACAGAGACUCCCUACGUUGGAGGAGCUGGAUAGCGCAGUGAACGACAACCCAAUCUUCAUCUCCACAUCCUUUUCUGGUCCGGCUACCACAAAUACAAAAGGCAGAGAGAUCUUGGAAAGAGAGGCUAGCGUGGUGAUAGCGACGAAUGGAAGUAUUGCAUCUGGACUGGAAAAUGGAAAAGCGCUGUUGUGGCUGAGGCAGAGCUUGUUGGGGUUUGAGGAGAGGAAGAGGAGCGUGAGGAGUGCAAUGGAGUAUGCAGCCAGCGUCGGAGUGACAACACACCUGGAUCAAGGGGCCUUCAGUGCGACCAACACAUCCUCGGACGGUGCUGCCUCAGAAGAUCUGUAUACCUUUCAUCUUCCUUGGCUCUCGGUGUACAAUGACCUCGACGGCAUCAUCCGGCUUCGCAUAAACUUCCUUCACGAUGACACAACGACAGAAAACCCUACUCUUGUAGAGCGCCUGCGCAACACGUUCCCUUUUUUUGGCAAUGACAUGAUGCGUACCGGUGCCAUCGGCGAGUUCGCCGUCGGGAUCGCAGACUACGCCGGCGGGCCCGUCUUUGAAGCUGCCGCCCUUAAAAUAGCCAAGGCAGGGUGGCGGCUGGAGGUACACGCUCUUGGAGAAAAUGAUCUCAAAACACAACUAGAGGGCUUUGAAAAGGUCGACGCCGAAGUCUCCAUCAAAAACCUACGCUGGGUUGUCGCCCAUGUGCCAAGGAUCUCGACAGAUUCUCUCAGAAGACUAAAGGCAUUAGGGGCGGGUGUGAAUGUUUCUGGCUGGCUCUACCUUUCAGGGAUAGGUAACACAACAAACCCCGCCGGACCUCCUUUUCGAAGAAUCCUGGACAGUGGAAUCCGUGGAGGGUUCGGUCCUGAUGGGGCGAACAUUGCUCCCUUGAGCCCGUGGCCUCAUGCGUAUUAUGCAAUUACUGGAAAAAACGCCAAAGGAGAGCUCAUCAACCCCGGCCAGUCAAUCAGCAGACAAGAAGUUCUGGAGCUCUUUACGAAACGCAACACUUGGUUCUUAGGCGGGCCUGACGAGCAUAGCUUGGGUAUUCUCGAGACAGGAAGGCUGGGUGAUGUAGCAGUGCUUAGUGAGAACUACUUCACAAUUCCGGAGGAAAGGAUCAAACAGUUGAGAAGUGUGUUGACGGUAGUUGGAGGAGUGGUGGUUUGGGAUUCAGGGGAAAUUUGAUGUAGCAUGCUUGUAUGCUAGGUAGGAGAUCAACAAUAUUCAACUUUUAUUCAAGAUCAGCGCAAUGAACAGUUAC